Molecule: messenger RNA, 2411 nt
Organism: Lampris incognitus (smalleye Pacific opah)
Lineage: Eukaryota; Metazoa; Chordata; Actinopteri; Lampriformes; Lampridae
Gene: tifa
Product: TRAF interacting protein with forkhead associated domain
Exons: 2
Coding region: 165-746 (193 amino acids)
Biological process (GO): canonical NF-kappaB signal transduction
Molecular function (GO): protein binding
Source: RefSeq, a predicted model, not a curated record
GGGGGGCUUCCUGUACAUUCCCAGCAGUGAGAUGGAUGUGCGUGGCGUUAGUUUGGGCGGCGCAGCUCGAUCAACAACAAGCGUCUGAAAUAACCCCAGCAGUCUUGGCCAGAGCUUUCUGUGCAUUCUUCUUUCCGACCGGCCGCACAAGUUAAGGACUGCAGAUGUCUCAGACAAUGGAGACCGAAGAGGACCUUUUGACUUGUCUCCACGUCAAGCUGUACCAUCCCCAGCAGACGUUCAGAGGGUUUUACCAUCAGCUUCCCCUCAGCAACAGGCGCCAACACCAGGCAGAUGAGCCUCUGCGACUGGGCCGGGAUGCCCAGGCCUGCACCUUUACCCUGGCUGACCCCAAAGUGUCCCGUAAACAGCUGGCUUUUCAUGCCUACCGUACCCCGCAGGACCCUGGCAUGCUCUUCACUGUGCAGAACCUGAGCCAGAAGGGGCGCAUGAUGGUCAACAGGUCAGCGUUGGGCUACCUGGAGAGGAUGGAUCUUCCGGACAAGGCCCUCAUCGAAUUUGGGGGAUUUGAGAUGCUCGUCGUCCGUGAGCCUGGCGAGGCCAAGAUGAGCUACGAGGUGGAGUUCCACGUCCUUGAAGUUCCUCCAUCCACGGAGACAGGCAUAGCCCCACAAAGUAUAACCCCCGUCAUGGAGACUGGCUCGUGCAAUAGUAGCGCAUAUAGCUUGCCGGGUGAACUCGCGUGUCAUGGACCACUGGAAACAGAUGAGACACUUAUGGCUUGACAACUUGUAUGCAUAUAUAGUGUGUUCAGACACUAGGCAAGUUCAAUCAUAAUUUAGGCUUUUAUUUGUGUAGUGAAAAAUCAAACUCAUUACCUGCUAAAACUUAAGUUUUUAAACGCAUCUAUUUUUCUUUUUUAAGUUGUCUUUAUGCAUGCUCAAUAAUAUCAGGAAAAUCACAGAAAGUUGAAUCAGUUCAUCAGGACACAACGUUUAUUGAGAGAGAGAAACGCGUCAUCACUCAUCUAAGUGACCUCUUCAGUCUCAACUGACUGCAGGUGUCCCCAUCCUUGGAAACAACGUAGUGGCAUAACGACCGAAACCAACGAUCCGUUCCAUAGUGUAACGUGCAUGGAUAAGAAGACCCGUUAGUCUAGCGGUUAGCGAGGUCGCCUGCGGUGCGGGCGAUGCGGGUUCGCUUCCCGGCCGCGGCAGCUCCUGUGAUUGCGUUGUCCCCCGAAUUCGCUACAAUAUGCAAAUUGCCGCGACCAUUGAGUGGAGUUACAGCGGCCAUGUGUACUAUUCGCAGAGGACCGGGGAAUGGCUGUGGGGUGUGGCAGGUGUACUCUUGGCCCCGCCUCGGUUCAGGAUAAUCGUUCCCUCUUCACGUAACGGCCUCUGACUCCCCGUAUGAGAACUGUACCGACACUCCCGCCACAUACGGAAUCACCGCUGGUCUACGCGUGGGCAGCUGUCCUCCUCCUCCUCGUUAGGAUAACCACCCUCACAGUGGGAUUUCCCCCCCCCUCCCCGGCCGCUGGGGACGUUGUCAGCUCGGGGGUGCAGCGUCCUGAUGACUCCUAGUUUGUGGUCCAGUGGGAUGACUCGGACCUCCCUGGAUAGGGCACCACAGCCCUCUUUUCCACUUCCUCCGUAUAGUUUGGCCGCUAUAGGUGAAACUGGAAAACCCACAGCACACCCGUGCGUCUGCCUGCAGUACUGCCCCCUGUAGGUGAAGCACGUGAACUGCAGACACCGCUUCAGGAGCAGACACACUUGGUCAGUGUCAAGGAUGGCCCUGUUGCUAAAGGUGGGGUCAUUUUGUAAUUCAUACAGACUACCUCCACAGCAACGUACAUGAAGAGACUUAACACGGUUUCAUCCGCCUCCAUAAUGUCCCUCACCUCAUCCACAAAACUGUUCUGAAUGUGAUGCUUACUGCCUACCAACGGGUCGAGAAUAGAUGCCAGAAACCUUCGGACCUUGAAGAUGGUAUCAUACAGAGUUAAUCAUACAGACAAUAGGCCGUAAUGGCACAGCCUGUUUACCUAUCUUAGGUAACCCAUACAGACUAGAGGCAACUUCCCCUGGGUAUAAACUGGCACAAAAUUCUGUCCGUAGCCUUGUCCCGUUCUGACAGUCUAUCACCUUUUUCUUGUAACCACUGCCUGGAUCUCGUUUCAGGUUCUCACAAGUAUUCAUGUCAACAAGUUACGUCAUAACUUCCUCAUGUUAGUCUGUCUGGUUUAAUAUCUCUUAAAUUAUAUAUGCAUUUAUCUAGUAAACUGUGAUUUUGGUAUCGCGCAUACCUGUGAAGCAGAAAAGCUGUGAAGUGCUGAGGUUACAUUUUUGUAUACAUAUUUAUCUUAGCCACAUUUUGUAAAAGUGUGACUCUUGACUCCAAGUCAUUAAAACAAUUUCAUGGUAGCUAUUACAAGUACUUUCGUU